Messenger RNA from Penaeus monodon (black tiger shrimp), 2271 nucleotides. It is a transcript of the gene Atg5, whose product is annotated as autophagy protein 5-like. The record is from RefSeq and is a predicted model, not a curated record. The transcript has 7 exons. Gene Ontology annotation, biological process: autophagosome assembly; autophagy of mitochondrion; cellular response to nitrogen starvation. Gene Ontology annotation, cellular component: phagophore assembly site membrane; cytoplasm; Atg12-Atg5-Atg16 complex. Bases 134 to 943 code for a protein of 269 amino acids. NCBI's taxonomy places the organism in Eukaryota, Metazoa, Arthropoda, Malacostraca, Decapoda, Penaeidae.
GCGCCUCACAAGCACGUGUUCGCUCGCUUGUCUUCGCUCACUGCGUCGAGGUUUGUUGUUGUUGACGAAAUUUGACGAGGAGGGAGCAAAAUACUGGGAUUUGUUGAGUUUAGAUUGAGUAUCAAAAUCAGCCAUGGCUGAAGACAGAGAGAUUUUGCGUGAAGUGUGGGAUGGCAGAGUUGCUGUUUGUGUUCAACUUGCAAGUGAAGACUGCAACACACUGAGUGCCCCAGACCCAUACUACCUCAUGGUGCCAAGACUAUCCUACUUCCCUCUAGUUACAGAUAAGGUACGAAAACAUUUUCUCCGCUUCAUCACAACAGAACUCAAUGAUGCUGAGAUGUGGUUGGAAUCAGAUGGUACUCCAUUGAAAUGGCAUUAUCCCGUUGGUGUUCUGUUUGACCUUCAUUGUGGUGGUGCUUCCCUUCCUUGGAACCUCACUGCCCACUUCUCUCACUUCCCAGAGCAUGAGCUCAUCAAGUGCUCUUCCAGAGAGGUUGUAGAGUCCCAUUUCCUUUCCUCCUUAAAAGAAGCUGAUGGUCUGAAGCACAGAGGGCAGAUCAUUACCAAUAUGCAAAGCAAGGAUCACAAGCAACUAUGGAUGGGCCUUUGUAAUGAUAAGUUUGAUCAGUUUUGGGCCAUUAAUCGGAAGCUUAUGGAUAGUACCCCAGAGGAAGGCUUCAAACACAUUCCCUUCCGUCUGCACUUACCCUGCCAGCCCCCAAUUCAGAGGCUUAUCAGACCUCUCACAGAUGACGGAAGAAAGGUUACGUUGGGUGACCUCCUGCAAGAGUUUUUACCUGAUUCCAGUAAUGAAGGAGACCGCGUAGUGAUCCAGGGGAUCGAGGCCCCACGAGAGACUCCGUUACAGUGGCUUAGUGAGCAUCUUAGUCACCCAGAUAAUUUUCUUCAUAUUUGUUAUAUUCCAACUCAGAUGUCAUGACCAGGGUACUUAUGUCACCUAGCUUCAGGAUUACACUUUUUAGCAUAUUCACUCCAUUGACAGUGUUGAGGAUUACGAGUGAAUGUAACAAGUUUUCUUCGUGUAAUGCAUAAGAAAAGCCUGUUGUGUAUGAUCAUGCAGAAAAUGUUUUGUGAGCUAUGUCUUUAUUAAAGUUGCCAUCCAUGAAGCAAUUCAAAUGGCUGGAAUGAUAUUGCAUCUGUUAUUCAGUUGCCAUUCUAGCUUGUAGAAAUUGUCUAUAACAUGACUUUCCCUCAACAAUUUGUGUAUACUCAAUAUAUUUUAUUGAUAUGCAGGUGAAUGUUUUACCAUGCAUUUCAUACUUGGUUUGUAAAAGCAUACGUAAAAUUGUAUGUGUGUGUCUUUUGGGUAUAAGUGUGUUUUUGCUUGCAUUGAUGAAUAGCUGUGUUAGGGAAAGAAAGACAGAAAGCGAGAUGAGUGAAUGAAAGCAUAAUUCAUCUGGUGUUUGAACUGUUAGUAGUGCAAGUUCAUUCUUUUCUCUCUUUAUUUAUGACUUUUCUUGUUAUAAAACCGAUGUGGAAUGUGCUAAGCAUUCCCAGGGAAUACUUAUGUUCAUAUUAAUUUCUCUUAUUAUUUAUUCUUACAGUAUCACGAAAUACUGACACUUCUCUGCUUAUUUACAUUCAUUAUGUUUUUGAUAUAAUCAUUUCUGAAGUCUUUCUUCUUCUUCUUCUUCUUCUUCUUCUUCUUCUUCUUCUUUUCAUUUCCUGUAGAAUCAGCAUAGAAUAUAAAUCCAUUACCCAUCAAAUUAUCAUAGGAUUUUUCAAGAUACCAAAAAUUAAACCCCUAUUGUUCAACUUUAUUAUUUUCCCAAUUUCCAGUUGAAUGAAAUGUUUUAGAGAAAAGACAUGCAACUACAUUAAAUAAUGGUAUUUUAUGUUCCAGAAGAUUGGUAUGUUUACCAUACGAGGUUAGUGUAAAAGUGUUGUAUAAUGAUAUUAAAUGAGCAUAAAAAAGUCACUUUGAAAAUUAUAUAACAUCAGAUUUUUGAUUCUACAUUUUGUUUAGUUAAGGUAUUGACCCCAUAUUUGUGUAUCUGAAUUUGAAAUUUCGUUUUGUAUUAUAGAUUAAGUGUCCAACUACAAAAAUCUGUCAUGUUAGAAAUAACAUAACAGAUGGCUGAUUUUUUAAGUUUUUAUCUUGUUUAACUGUAAAAGAAUUCAGAAAAAUUCCUAUUGUACACCCGCGUGGGUUUCCCUUCUGCUCUUCUCUUUACAACAGGAACAAGUCAUUAUUAAGAUGUGAUAUAUUUAUGUACAGAAUAUGAUUAAUAUUAUAUCCAAGACCAA